Messenger RNA from Rosa rugosa (rugosa rose), 711 nucleotides. RefSeq lists its product as uncharacterized. Gene Ontology annotation, molecular function: RNA-DNA hybrid ribonuclease activity; nucleic acid binding. NCBI's taxonomy places the organism in Eukaryota, Viridiplantae, Streptophyta, Magnoliopsida, Rosales, Rosaceae. The coding region runs from base 1 to 711 and encodes 236 amino acids. The record is from RefSeq and is a predicted model, not a curated record. The transcript is spliced from 2 exons.
AUGUUUAUUUGGCGACUCCUGAAGGGUAUUGUGCCAACUAAAGGUGCUCUUCGACGUAGGGCAGUGCCCACUCAUCUAGAAUGUGUGUUUUGUCAAGGUGCUGAAGAAGAUGAUUUGCAUGUAUUCAAGGAUUGUGGAAUUGUUUCUAGCUUUUGGGCCCUCAGUGACUUGGGUCAAAUGGCUACAAGGGUGAGUGCUGUAAGCUUGGAUGAUUGGAUAAAGAAUGGCUUUUUAAAUGCACCUAAUGUUACAGAGUGGGGAGUAAAGUAUUUGCACGACUACCAACAGGUUCAUCUGCAUGUGAAGAUCAAAAAUAGACGGGCAGGUGCUAAAUGGAAGAACCCCCCUUCUGGAACGCUUAAAGUUAAUGUUGAUGGAAGCUACAGGUCUGAGUUGGGAGAUAGUGGAAUCGGGGUAGUUGUUUGUGAUGAACAGGGUACAUGCUUGGCAGUCAUGGCGAGAUAUUUUCCUAAAGUGCUUUCUACGUUUCAUAUGGAAGCAGAAUCCUUUAAGGCAAGCCUUCUCUUGGCUAUCUACCAAGGGUGGGAUGAAUUUGAAAUUGAAAGUGAUUGCUCACUGAUGGUUGCUGCUUUGACCCAGAAUGCGGAAGACAGGUCUGAUGUUGGGUGCAUUAUCGAUGAUUGUAAGUCAUAUAUGGCAUCUUUACACUCAAUUAGAUUUCUCAUGUCUUUAGAGAAGCAAAUGGUGUAG